This is a messenger RNA of Symbiodinium sp. CCMP2592, 3687 nucleotides long. The record is from the annotation of a GenBank genome assembly. NCBI's taxonomy places the organism in Eukaryota, Dinophyceae, Suessiales, Symbiodiniaceae.
AUGGCCGCAUGUGCCUUCGAACCAAGCCCAAGACUACCUUUGGGCUCGCCGACAUCAUUGCAGUCAACCUACGAUGGAGACUCCUCGCCCCUCCGAUCCAGCUCUUUGCCUUGCUCGCCACUUCGGAAGUCCACCACUGCGACGGCCUCCUUGAAGCUGGAAGGAACCCCGACGCUUCGGCAGCAGCAAGCUUCUCGGUAUCUUGAGGCUGCGCGCAAGACGGCAAAUUUUGCCGAACGGAGCCGACUGAUCAAUGACUUGGUAGCUUCCAACAUCGCAGACGAUGUUGAGGGACUGAGUGCGGCGAAAGAACAGCUCCAGGUGGUUCAGAAGAGGCUUCAAGUCCGUGAAGCCUGCAACUUCGAGGGCUUCGCCACCCGGCGCAUUCAAAGCGCGCUGCGCUUGGCAGCCUACGAUGAGCGCAGAUGGCCGGCCCUGGAUGCAGCUGUGGAAGCUGGCGAAACGGCCACGGACAGGUUAAAGGGCGCACAGUUGUCAAGAGCCAAGAAGCUUGCCUCGCUGACUCGAAAGUUGCUCAGCCAUUGGCAGACUGGGAUGGUUGACAGAUUGCAGGAGGUGGUUGACUCGCAAGAUCUGGAACAACUGAAGACUCUGCAGCCUUGGGCAGCAAGAGCCCAACUCACAGACCACCCAGAGGGUGCAGAGCUUGUGCAGCGCAUGGAGAAGCUCAGCAGUGCGACUGCGGCUCUGCAAUCCGCGCUCGACAUCGGAACUGGACCUGCUUUCAGGGAAGCGCUUUGGAAGUCGGAGGAGGCUGUUCUGGAUCCAGCUCGCUGCGAAAUGCUUCAGAGAGUGGAAGCUGCCUACGGGCCGAUCCGUUCCCGCAACCUGGGACGCUGGGCGGUUCUGGCUGCGAGAACGAACGGUGCAAAGGAGUGCCUCCAGGAAGCGCUUGUGGUCGCCCAGCGAUCUGGUAUCAGCACAGAGACCGUUUCCCGGUCGUUGGAGACGGCAGUCAGCGCCAGAGACAUGCUUUCCCAGAUCGCGCAACUGACAGUGGCCAGCAGGGAGGACGACAUCUCGAAGCUGGAGUCUGCGAUCCAGAGCACCAAGCAGGAUGCGAAAACGGGCCGGCGCCGCUCAAUAGAGAAACUGCUGGCUGAGGUCCGGAUGGAGGCUCUGGAACGAUUAUUCGACAGCAAGCAGAAAGCCAAGGUGCUGGAUGAGAUCAAGGCGACUGCGGCCAAGCGUGCAACGCAGGUCUUGCAGGAGCUGCCCAAGAAGAUUCAAGAUGCCGGAAAGCUCAGGAUGUCCGGUGACGUGAAAGAGGCCACGCGGUUGUACAAGAAGGCGCUGCUCGAAAAGGAAAUCCGAAGUGCCAUGGUCCUGUCGGACGGCCAUGCGCUGCAGACAGCUAUUUCCAAAGCAGGCUCUUCCGCGCAUCUAGACAGUUUGGAUCCGAAGCUCUUGGAAUCUGCUCGCGCCGCCUUGCGAGAAAUGACUCUGCUGGAUCAAGCGCGCGAGUGUGUCAAGAGCAAUGAUACCUGGGCCGAGUUGGAUGCAGCUUUUGCGAAGCUGAUACAGGAGAACUUUCCAGAAGGUCUGCGGUCUCAGAGCACGCUGGGCCGCGCACAGGCCCAGAUAAAGACCAUGCGGGAGAAGCUGGUCGAGUUGGAGGAGCUGAUCAAGCAGCCCAUCUCUUUCGAGAACAGUUCCAGCUUGCUGCAAGAGAGUGGCAUGAGACAGCUGCGACUGGUGCUGGACAUUCUUCGUCCACAUCCCUAUUUCGCGGUGGUCAUUGAGUAUUCAUCUUCGCACAUGGCUGGCGAGCGCAUGAAGACGGUUCAAGACUUGCUGCGGAAGAGCUGUAGGAACCAGUUGACCCCGAAGCAGACGGCGGAGAAGAACAGGCAGGUGAAGUUAUUGUGUGAUGUGGAGAAGUGCAACCCAGAGAUCAAGGCAGCUCUUGUAAAGAUGCUCCAAAAGUUGCUCGGUGCAUCAUCUAGCAGGAUGGUUGGCACAGUGGACUGGGUCGUUCAACCAUGCUGGGAUGGCACCGUCACCUACGUGUCAGCGUGCUGGCCCUUCGCAUGGCGACCAAGCUGGUUGCAGCCGCGAAAGGAUAUCGGCAACGUGGUGCGGGAGAGACUAGUCACGGGCCACGCCUUGUAUGAUCGCAAGCGUGGCAGUAACGUGGACAUAAAGUCCUUAUUCUUUGCCCCAGAUCCGAACCGUUGCAUGAUGAAGUCGUACACGAACCUGAAGAAGCUGGGCAGCGGUGCCUUUGGUUCUGUCUACAAAGCCCAAUGCCGCCUGACUGCAGAGUGGCGGGCCAUCAAGAAGCUUCCGCUGUCCGAUGUUGAGGAUGACAUGGCUUUCGUCUAUGCGGAGCUUGAGGCCAUGAUUCACCUGCACCACCCCAACGUGGUCAAGUUCUACGAGCACUUCGAAGAGGAGAGCGCUAUUUUCCUUGUCACUGAGCUUUGUGAUGGUGGCGACUUCUCGGAGCUGAACCACGGGAUUGACGAUCCUCAGGAAGUGAAGCUGUUGAUCCGGGACGUGGUGAAGGCACUCGCGUAUUGCCACGACCACGGGGUUGCGCACCGAGACUUGAAGUUUGAGAAUUGCCUCAUAAAGGAGAGCAUUCGUGACUACAGGGUGGGAAAGGUCAUCGACUUCGGUCUCUCAGCGAUCCGGGCUAGAGGAGAAGAGGAGCACACCUGGCUAAACGACCAGCUGGGCACUCGUUUCUUCGUUGCGCCCGAAGUGAUCGACAAAAGUAUCCCUUAUGGCUGCAAGUGUGACUGCUGGUCCUUGGGUGUGAUGUUGUACAUCAUUCUUACGGACGAGCACCCGUGCUCUCCUGAUGCCCACAAGUUGGACACAGCAGGGCUCUUUGGGAAGAUUCUGACCGGAAGAAUUCGCUCUAGGCCGCUGCAGGAGGCAGAUGUGGACGACGACGCAGCAGAGCUCCUUUUUGGUCUUCUGGAGAAGAACCCGGAUGCUCGUCUGGAUGCGCAAGCUGCCUUGAGAAGUCCGUGGCUGUCUAGGGUGCAGGACUCGCGGCCCAAGCUGCUGCAUAGUCCAUCGUCAUCCGAUCCAGACAUCAAGAGCUCUCAUCAUCUUUCUCCCAUAUCGCAGGGACUGAUUCGAAGGUUGGCAACCUUCCGGCACUACUCCAAGUUCGAACGGGCGGUGCUGACGCUAGUGGCUCACCGGUCCGAGGAUACAACUGUAGCCGAGCUUCGGGAUGCUUUCCACACGUUGGACGCGUCACAGUCAGGCUCUCUGAGCAAGAGCGAGAUCAAAGAAGGCAUCCUCCGCUGUGGUCAUGUCGUGGAGGAUGCGGAAUUGACUGAAAUUUUCUCGGCCUUGGAUGCCGACGGCACAGGAAAAGUUCACUACACGGAGUGGCUGGCAGCGACAAUGCAGCCUUCUGCCUUGGCAACCGACAAGGCCAUCAAGCAGGUGUACCACUACCUGGACAUUGAUCAGACUGGUCAUAUAGCUCCCCAUGAGCUUCAGAGGGUGCUGGGUUGCAGUGACUCGGUGCAGAGCGUUCUGAAGCUUGGGGACACGGAUGGUGACAGCCUGAUCAAUGAAUCUGAAUUUCGUGUGCUCAUGCGCAACUUGGCGAAAAGGCUCGACCAAAUGGACCUCCAUCCCAAAAGGCUAGGUUUUCAUUUGCCUGAGGCAAACAGCUUAAAUAGCAUGCAUCAACUUUAA